GAGCUCUCCAGACGCGAUGCUUGUCCGGUGACAUCAGGUCGUGAGGGUAAAGCUAGUCCGCGGAGACCAGUCUGACGUGGUAGCUGAGGAACCGUUGUCUGCCAUAUUCAGUGCGCAGGUGAGAACUACUCACAAGUCCAGAUACCCUAGGAAUCGCUUUUGCUGGAAAUGAGGCUGCUUCUCUAUUUGUAUCCUCGCAAAUAUCGCUUGUAACGGUUCUAGUGUAUUCUCUACAUCCCGUGCAGGAGGAGUUCUUGUUAGUGACCCUCUUGCUUUGCGCAUGUUGUUCCCUAUCAAAUCAGGUCGUUGACUCUUUGAACCAGCUUUACCAUGCCGGACUCUCUGCACUUUCUGAUCAAGAACGAUACUGAUUCGUUGUGUUACGCGUACUUGACGGGAUUCGCUAUACAAUACAACCUCAGGCGCUGUUUCCUCAAGAGCGAUGGAAGAUCUCUAUUCUUUCCCACAUCUUCCGGGAUGGACUCUCCUCGCACAACUCUUGAUGGAGACUGUGCCAUAUCCAUCGCCGCUUGUGAGAGUUUCUCUUUGCAGGUUCCUCAGCUCAGUGGCGGCCGUCUAUGGAUAUCCAAGAAUGAUCGACUUGCCUUCUUCCUCGACCCAGGUCCACAACUUGUCGAGCCGAGUGUCACAAAUUUGACGGAUGCGAACAACCAGAUCGAUUUCAGCUUCGUCGAGUUUACUCUCAACGAGCAGGGGCUGUAUGCAAACAUCAGUUACGUCGACUUUGUCGGCUGUUUAUCAGUCGGUCUCGAGCUUCUUGAGAUGUCAGGCAACAUACAAAAGGUCAAGGGUCUCGCUCCAGGUGGCAUCGAUGAGGUCGCUAAUGGCCUCCGAGAGCAAUCUCGUGUUGAUGGUUUCGAUUGGACAAAGCUUGUGGUAACUCGAGAUUCUGGGGGUGGGGUGUCACGCAUCCUCAAUGCUACAAAUGCUAAAGCUGUCGGAGCGGAUUUUGGCGGGUACUUUGAGCCCUAUGUUGAUCAAGUCUGGAAGAAGUACGAUUACACGACAGGCUGUGGACUGGAAAUCGACACUCAACUCCCACAAGGCGUCUUGACUGGCAGUGUCAAUUCUGCAGGAUUGCUCGAUUUCGGACCGGGACUCACUUUCACCCGACCUUGCACUGCCGAUAUCUUUGGAUGCAACAGCGGACCUUUCAUCACGGGAGACAACCAAGUACGGAACGCGCUCAUUCCACGUUUGGCCGCAGGCUUCGUCCGCAGCACUCUGUUGUGUGCAGCUUGUCAGCCUUGUGAACUGUCAGACUUCUACAUGGACUCACAAACCCAUCACUACAGUAGGCUCAUACACAAAGCGAGUGUUGAUGGGAAAGGUUAUGGAUUCGCAUAUGAUGAUGUAGAUCCCAAGAAUGGAACUGAUCAGAGCGGAAAAGUCAACUCGGGUACCCCAGUGGGGCUUACGAUCGUAGUGGUAGGCUGAGGAAUUGCAUCAAUCGAGAGUUGGGUAGCCACGGUUUCUUAUGUGUGAUCCUCCCAAUAGUGAAAUCUCCUCCACUAUGUGCACUUAGCCUGCGUUAUGCAAACAUGAUUUCGUACACUGAGUGAGAAUAUGCAGAGUCAUAAGAGUCCGAUAAUUUCC
Messenger RNA from Aureobasidium subglaciale EXF-2481, 1617 nucleotides. Its product is annotated as glycoside hydrolase family 64 protein. NCBI's taxonomy places the organism in Eukaryota, Fungi, Ascomycota, Dothideomycetes, Dothideales, Saccotheciaceae. The transcript has 2 exons. Bases 331 to 1458 code for a protein of 375 amino acids. The record is from RefSeq and is a predicted model, not a curated record.